Molecule: messenger RNA, 285 nt
Organism: Parascedosporium putredinis
Lineage: Eukaryota; Fungi; Ascomycota; Sordariomycetes; Microascales; Microascaceae
Source: the annotation of a GenBank genome assembly
AUGACCUUUGUAGCUGGCGACGUGCUCUCUCUCCUGCUGCAAUCUUCAGUCAUCGAAUACUUCCAGGGCAAUGGAGGGUCUCUAAUGAGGAGUGAAGCGUUCGUCUACGUCUUCGACGCUACACUCAUGAUCCUCGUCCUCGGUUGGAUGAACUGGUUCCACCCUGGGGAGAUUGGUCUUCUGCUACGGGGUGGACCUGCGGGAAAGAAUGGCUUGGAACUCAUGUAUAAAACAGGGAGGAGCAAGAUUGAUGACCAGUCGAGCGCCUGGAGGGAAGAUGUUUGA